CAAAGAUUGUAUAAAUUGUUGUUUUGUUCUCCAAAUGAUAUAUCUGUUAGUUACUCAAUUUGACAUGAAAAUCAUUCUUAUAUUUAUUCCUCUUCUAUUGGCAUGCCUACUUACAGGUAGCCUUUGUAGGAUUGAAGAUUUAACACAAAAUUCGACACGUUGUUGCACUAGUGAGGCAAUUUCGUGGAUGCAGUUUUGUUGUUGUCUUAUUGGAAAACCGAUUGAUAAAGGAAACUGUAGUAAAUGCUUUGUUACCUUUCUAGAAUGUUUACAAAAUUGUUCUACGCAUAUGUGUAGGCGAUGAGAUUUCAAGUUUUCAACAAUAAAUACAAUUAAUUAAUUAAAGAACUAAA
Molecule: messenger RNA, 353 nt
Organism: Lactuca virosa
Lineage: Eukaryota; Viridiplantae; Streptophyta; Magnoliopsida; Asterales; Asteraceae
Source: the annotation of a GenBank genome assembly